AUGACCAAAAUUAUGACCAACCUGCUCGAGAUGACUGAGCAAAAUUUAACAGACGAUGACAUUUUCAAUGAAAAUUUAAUAAUAAAGAGAAAAAAGGUUGAUUACGUUGAAGAUAUGUUGUCGAUUGAACAGACCAAACUAAACAAUCACGCUAAAGUAAAUAAUAAAGCAAUAGAUUUAAACUUGAAGAGAAAGGUGAAAAAUCUUGAACCUAAUGAAAAUUACGCUAUAAAUAAAAUGGUUCAACCUAACAUUAAUAUUAGUAUAGACAAAGAUUCUAAUAGAACUAUUAGACUAGAACUAAGGCAUCCAGAUAACCAAUGCAUAAUAACAGAUUAUAAAAUAAAUGACGAAAGUGAGGAAACUAGAAAUGUGUUAACCCUUGAAGGGGACGACUUAAACGGAUAUACACUAAAGGAUAAUGUACGAAGUAAUCAAGAAAAAACAAGUGACGAAAUAAAUGUGCAUAAUGAUAGCGAAUAUAUUAAUGAUACUGAGGAAAAUAAGGUAAGCAAUUACAUAUUAAAAGAUAAAGAAAGCAAAGAAUUUCACUCAAUUAUUAAUAAUUUCAGUAAUGUCACCUUUUCUCGACCUGUCAUUACUCAUGACGUCCGAAAUCGCAGAUUCCGCUUUAUUUUUUUA
Brenthis ino (lesser marbled fritillary) is the source of this 642-nucleotide messenger RNA. The record is from the annotation of a GenBank genome assembly. Lineage: Eukaryota; Metazoa; Arthropoda; Insecta; Lepidoptera; Nymphalidae.